GGAGGUUCUCUGACAAAUGAAUGUCGCUACCAAGAGCAGGAAACACUCGAGUGGUGGACACGAGUUUGGAGGAGAUGGACCGGAACCAGAACCAGGACCAGGACCAGAUCCAGGACCAGAUCCAGGACCAGAUCCAGAUCCAGAUCCAGGACCAGGUCCAGGACCAGAUCCAGGACCAGAUCCAGGACCGGGGUCAGAACCAGGACCAGGACCGGGAUCAGAACCAGGACCAGGACCGGGGUCAGAACCAGGACCAGGAGUCCAGCAGCAGGACCAAAGCGGACUCUUCCUCCGCUGGUCUGCAGAAACAUAAAGCCAAAGAGAGAAAAAAUAGGAGGGAUAAAGUCCUCACCACUUCACCAGGUCUGAAGGUCCGAAAGAGGAUUCAUACUGAAGAGAAGCUGUACAGCUGUGAUCAGUGUGGGACAGCUUUUACCCACCAGGGUAAUCUAAGGCGUCAUCAGCGUAUUCACACUGGAGAGAAGCCUUACAGAUGUUAUCAGUGUGGGGCAGCUUUUACCCAUCAAAGUAAUCUAAGGAGUCAUCAGCGUAUUCACACUGGAGAAAAGCCGUACAGAUGUGAUCAGUGUGGGGCAGCUUUUACCCAACAAGGUCAUCUAAGGAGUCAUCAGCGUAUUCACACUGGAGAGAAGCCUUACAGAUGUGAUCAGUGUGGGGCAGCUUUUACCCAUCAAAGUAAUCUAAGGAGUCAUCAGCGUAUUCACACUGGAGAUAAGCCUUACAGAUGUGAUCAGUGUGGGGCAGCUUUUACCGAACAAGGUAGUCUAAGGAGUCAUCAGCGUAUCCACACUGGAGAAAAGCUGUACAAAUGUGAUCAGUGUGGGGCAGCUUUUACCCAACAAGGUCAGCUAAGGAGUCAUCAGCGUAUUCACACUGGGGAUAAGCCUUACAGAUGUGAUCAGUGUGGGGCAGCUUUUACCAGGUCAGGUCAUCUAAGGAGUCAUCAGCGUAUUCACACUGGAUUUAAGCCUUACAGAUGUGAUCAGUGUGGGGCAGCUUUUACCUUGUCAGGUAAUCUAAGGAGUCAUCAGCGUAUUCACACUGGGGCUAAGCCUUACAGAUGUGAUCAGUGUGGUGCAGCUUUUACCGAACAAGGUCAUCUAAGGCGUCAUCAGCGUAUCCACACUGGAUUUAAGCCUUACAGAUGUGAUCAGUGUGGGGCAGCUUUUACCCAACAAGGUGAUCUUAGGCGUCAUCAGCGUAUUCACACUGGAUAAAAAAUUGUCUGUGAUCAGUGUGGGGCAGCUUUUACUUGGAGAGCUCAGUUAAAGGUACCAAUUUAGACAUGUUAUGUUGUCCUGAGAAAAAAAGAAAUCUGGAUUUUUGUUUUCAGUUUCAACUCAAAAAUGUGUUUAAAUUAGAUUUUUCACCAGUGUAUGUUCCAUUGUUACAUCAUUUAAAUAAAAAAAGUUCUCUGUUUGCCUGCUGGAUUUCAGUUUCCUGCUCACUGCAAACUCACAACAAGAAAUAAGUGAAAGACAUACUAUGUUGUCCUGAGAAAAAAAUAAAUUUGGAGUUUUGUUUUCAGUUUCAACUGAAAAAUGUGUUUAAAGGGGACCCAUU
Cololabis saira (Pacific saury) is the source of this 1584-nucleotide messenger RNA. RefSeq names its product zinc finger protein 664-like. Lineage: Eukaryota; Metazoa; Chordata; Actinopteri; Beloniformes; Belonidae. Gene Ontology annotation, cellular component: nucleus. Bases 21 to 1238 code for a protein of 405 amino acids. The transcript has 3 exons. Gene Ontology annotation, molecular function: DNA-binding transcription factor activity, RNA polymerase II-specific; RNA polymerase II cis-regulatory region sequence-specific DNA binding. Gene Ontology annotation, biological process: regulation of transcription by RNA polymerase II; central nervous system development. The record is from RefSeq and is a predicted model, not a curated record.